Molecule: messenger RNA, 1485 nt
Organism: Python bivittatus (Burmese python)
Lineage: Eukaryota; Metazoa; Chordata; Lepidosauria; Squamata; Pythonidae
Gene: GP1BB
Product: glycoprotein Ib platelet subunit beta
Source: RefSeq, a predicted model, not a curated record
CCAGUCAGCUGUCCUUCAGUUCUCCUUCCAGAGAGACGCUACAUAUCAGAGAGAGUAGAAGAUGAAUUCCCUCUGCUGCUUCUUCAUUCUCAGCUUGCUCCCUCUUGUCACCCCAGACUGUCCCCGGCCUUGCCGUUGUGCUGCCAACAUCAUUGACUGCAUGUCAACGGAUCUCACAGAUGACAUGAUCCCCCUCUCCUUUGCAGCCUCAACCACAAAGCUCCAUCUCAACAACAACUAUCUCACUUUCAUCCCCAAAGGUCUCUUUGACAAUUUGCACAAUCUUCAGGCUGUUUAUCUGCGGGGGAAUCCUUGGGAAUGUACCUGCAACAUUCUGUAUCUGCGCUCUUGGCUACAAUGGCAAGAGAAUCGGACUCUGUAUCGUGACGUGGUGUGUUCAUCCCCUGCCCACCUUCAAGGCCGGAUUAUAACCUACCUGUCAGAAGAUGAGAUCAUUUCCACCUGCCAGUCUUGGUACUGCGGUGUGGCUCUGGUGGCACAGAUCUGCCUCUUUUUCUUCAUCCUGGUUCAGGCCAUCUUGCUCCUUCUUGUUGUCUUCUACAUCUGCAGGUUCCAGCGGUUAGCCAAGGAAGCCAGAAGGACAAUGGCGGAGUUCUAUGAGAAUGUGGGUCCAUGGGAAAGCGCUCGUAAGAACAGUAUGGACUGAUCGCCAUCCUAGAGUAGCUUUUUCCCAAACGCCUUACUUCCUGGAGGACCUUGGAAGUUCUAGGCAGAAUUUGGAAGAUGUUUGUUUGUUAAAAAGAUGCAGCAGCUUCUACACAGAAUGUUUGGGAUGGAUAAACAUAAUUGUGGAAUGACAACAUGGUAAAGGUUGGCGUUUGCUGUACCACCAUUUGGUACUUGCACUCUCUAGAAUUCUCCAAUAACUGGAAGAAUGGUGUUUGGCCCAUGAUUGAGUCCUAUCGUGCCAAAGGCUGUCUGAUGUCUCCUAUUAUAUAUAAUCCUCCAGUGUUCUUUUACUCUUUUAAGUGCCAUGUGACAGCCUGUUGCUUUUUUAUUUCAACAUAUGAAUAUGGCCCCUCUUCCCUCCAAUCUGGAUUAGCUUCAGUUACUAGGCAGGUUAAAUAGAUGACACAGCAGAGAGAUCUUAUUCUGGGUUCUUUUCAAAAUCUAUUGUCAUGUCAAGCUCCUUGUUCUUUCAGACAACGCAGUGGGGUUGAAAGGACUGGUUUUUGCUCUCCUAUUUAACGUGGGAAGGGUUGUGGUUAUGUCCAAAAGCUAGGAAUUUUAGUUAAGACAAGUUGGUGUUUCUUGUGAACACACAUUUGAACUCCCACAUCUCUAGGAGAGAGAUAUCAACCUUUUUCUGACAUUAAGAUCUUGAGAUUAACUCUGACCCUUGGCUUUUGAAUGGAGUUGCCAGAAGCAGAAGUAGCAGGGCCCAGGGAUGGAUGGACAAAGGAAGGAAGGAAGGAAGGAAGGAGGAGAGGGAGAGGGAGAGGGAGAGGGAGGAGAAGGAGAAGG